UUUCUAUAAUAAUUUGUUUACAAUUUGCCGGCAGUCAUGGCGCUGUUACAUAAAAAGCAGUCUGAAAUACCAGAAGAUGCUGUUAAAUUAAGUGAAGCUGAUGCUUUAAUUUAUAUUACGAAAAUUAUCGAAGGAUGGCCCGAACAAGGACAAAUAUGGCCAAUAACAUAUGCGCCAGGUAUGCUGGGCGCAUCCACUGUCGUAUCCAGCAUAUUCAUUAACAAUCAUUUUCGGAAUCGUUUGAAACUGGGCACGUAUGGUCGACUUUCCAGCUAUAUUCCUGCCGUGGUCCUUCCAGCAAUCAUGAGCACAUUCUUUCACAAAGGUUUUAUUGUCCCUGAUGUCAUUCUGCAGAAAAACGAAUGCCCCGUUUGCAUCCAGACCCGAGCAGGAUUCUAUCAGGCGGCAUUCAGCACUGCUUAUCCUAUGAUUCUGGCCCCUUUGUCUUCCUUCAUGUUUGCCACCCGCCAUUUCACCUAUCGGAUGCCUUCGAUCACGGAAAAUCCUAGAGAUGUCUUGAGGCUAUAUAAAAAACUGAGCUCUCCGAUAACUCUAGCUGUGGUUGGAUUUUUUGCUUUUAACAUGAUGCUAUCAAUGUUUCUCACUGGUAAAGAGUACGAAACUGUUUAUAAGAUCAAUUUGAAACUGAAUGAAGAAGUGGGUUUUGAGGAGAUGGAAAGUGCCAGUAUAAACAGUCGUUGAAACUUAGAUAAAAACUUUUGAACAUUA
Molecule: messenger RNA, 729 nt
Organism: Uranotaenia lowii
Lineage: Eukaryota; Metazoa; Arthropoda; Insecta; Diptera; Culicidae
Product: transmembrane protein 126A
Exons: 3
Coding region: 37-702 (221 amino acids)
Biological process (GO): mitochondrial respiratory chain complex I assembly
Cellular component (GO): mitochondrion
Source: RefSeq, a predicted model, not a curated record